Photinus pyralis (common eastern firefly) is the source of this 1456-nucleotide messenger RNA. Its product is annotated as alpha-tocopherol transfer protein-like. NCBI's taxonomy places the organism in Eukaryota, Metazoa, Arthropoda, Insecta, Coleoptera, Lampyridae. The record is from RefSeq and is a predicted model, not a curated record. Gene Ontology annotation, cellular component: membrane. The transcript has 6 exons. The coding region runs from base 44 to 973 and encodes 309 amino acids. Gene Ontology annotation, molecular function: phosphatidylinositol bisphosphate binding.
UGAGAAGAAAACAAGAUCAUUUGGCAAUCAAAUUUAAAUAAUUAUGAGAGCCAGAUCCACCAAACUAGGUCUGGCGAAACAAACUCGUAUCUUCGACGCACGGGAUGAGUAUAAGAAGAAUAAGGAGUUAAGGGUGGAGGAUGUGAGGGCCCUGCAGGAGUGGGUUGAAAAGGAACCGCACAUGCCACCCAUUUCGGAGUGUCUACUGAUCGCUUUCAUGCAAAGUUGCUAUUGGAGCAUGGAGCAGACCAAAGCAGCGAUUGAGAAGUUCGUGACGUGGCGAGCCGCCUGGCCCGAUUUGUUUGCGGCCCUGGAUCAUCAUCUAAAAUCGAUUGAUCAACAUCUACUGACGAUUUUACCGAUGGAAUCUAAGAAAAGUUACAGGCUUCUCUACUAUAAACUAAUGAUCCCAGACUCUGCUCGAUUUAUUGCAACGGAUCUGGUAAAACUAAUGGAUAUGGUUGUUGCAAUGGAUGUAAUGGAAAAAGGCCCAUAUGGCGGUUUGAUAUUGGUUUGCGAUUUAACCGACUAUGAUUCAGCGUCUAUCCUCAAACUGAGGGGCACAGAAUCGAGACGGUUCCUGAAAUAUCUGCAGGAAGCCGUACCAGUUAGAGUUAAAGCCAUACACUAUAUUAUCCCAGGAAAACACCUCGAGUUAAUAAUUACUUUGGUAAAACCCUUUCUGAACCGAACACUCCUAGGGAAACUGCACUUUCACGACUCUUACGAGGCGUUAUGCAAACGCAUCUCCCAGGUUGAGCUACCUAAGGAAUUUGGUGGGAAAAAACCAACUCUUAAACAAUUGCACGAAAAUAUGAAGAGAUCUCUGGCUGAGAACGUGGACUUCAUCAAGGACGUGGAGAAACUCGUAGCAAACGAAGCGCUACGAGAUCGAAGUAAUUUAUCGGUUGAUUCAGAGCUGGGCCUGGGGGUUGGGGCGCAGGGAUCGUUUAGAAAGUUUAACGUUGAGUAGACAACAGCUCGCACUUUUGAAUUAUUAAAAGUGUAGCCUCUAAUUCCAAAUGCCCAAAUACUCCUAUAUUAGUUUUCUUCUUUAGUGCGGGAGCUCAUGUCACGUGUGCAGUUGUAUGUUCCCUAAGUUUUUGAGCGGUUCCUAUUGGAGCUUAGAAAAACAUUGGUCACGUGAUCGAAAUAAUGGUCGUUUGGUCGCCAUAUUUAAAAAUGGCCGGCACGUUGCUAGAUUUUUUGUUUAAGUAUAUCUUCCUACACAAUGCUUCGAUUUUAAUUAUUUAAAGAAAAUUUUACUGAUUUGAAGGCAAACAACAUGAAAUAGCUUCAUUUUAUGUGAAGAUUGUGUUACGUUCUUUUUGUUCUAGUUUUGUUUUAGUAUAGUAUUCUUGCUCUUAUUCAUAUUCUUAUGUCAUAUGGGUAUCUUCUUUGUAAUCCACUAGUUUAGAUGUAAAUUGUUCCUGUAGUAAAUUUGUUAUUAUCUUAG